AACUCAUUUGAUGUGAUAAAAGAGGGUCUUCUGAGCGGUGAUAAGGACUCAAACGUGAUUCUGGUUCAGUGGACUCGAGGGGCGAGUGGUUUCUACUUUCAAUCGGUGGCCAAUUGUAGAGUUGUCGCCACACAGAUUGCACUACUCAUUAAAUAUUUAGUUAAUGAACGCAACGCUCGGCCAGAAAUGUUUCAUUUAAUUGGCUUUAGUUUAGGCGCUCAUAUAUCUGGAUAUGUGGGCAAAUUAGUGCCCAAUUUGGGCCAAAUCACAGCCUUAGACACCGCCCGACCCUAUUUCGAUGGCGUGGCCCCGACUGCACGGUUAGACACAUACGACGCCUCAUAUAUUGAAUCAUACCAUACGGAUAGC
This is a messenger RNA of Medioppia subpectinata, 369 nucleotides long. The record is from the annotation of a GenBank genome assembly. Lineage: Eukaryota; Metazoa; Arthropoda; Arachnida; Sarcoptiformes; Oppiidae.